Molecule: messenger RNA, 2076 nt
Organism: Zea mays
Lineage: Eukaryota; Viridiplantae; Streptophyta; Magnoliopsida; Poales; Poaceae
Product: DNA-directed RNA polymerase subunit beta-like
Exons: 2
Coding region: 841-2076 (411 amino acids)
Biological process (GO): DNA-templated transcription
Molecular function (GO): DNA binding; DNA-directed RNA polymerase activity; ribonucleoside binding
Source: RefSeq, a predicted model, not a curated record
GUGAACGACUCUUAAAUCGGUAUUCCCCCCCAUUAUUUUGAAUGGCAUAAUAAAAUAGAAUAAGAAUAAAUGUUUCCCUAAUCUGUAUAUAGGGAAACUCCAGGUCCGAACAGCAUUAUUAUCUACAGAUCCCCCUUAUGUACAUAUUCCUAUGGGGAAUCGUGCUUUAAUUUUUCAUUGUAUUAAAUAUCUUGAAUAAAAAAAAAAAGAGGGAAUUUGCUCUGAUAUAGAUUAUAGCCAGGCCUUCUUGGCCCACCUAAGUGCAAUUACGAUAAAAGAAAGGAUAUGUAGAUAGGUGGAUAACUAGAUUGGCAAGUACUUAAAAAAUAAAGUACUUUAUCUUUAUUUUAGGAUUCUACAACGAAAUCCUUUAUUUUCUAGCAAUUCUACUACUACGAAACAAAAAAGACCCUUCAAAUUCUUUUUGAAAAAGAAACUAAGCGUGCUAUUCUAAAUCGAACUAAAGUCAAACUUUCUAGUGCUUAUAAAUUCUUAUGGCUUUAUCCCUUUCAUAGAAAGGAGAUAAAACGAGAAAUCUUUGCUAUCCAAUCUUUUUAGAAUAUCAUAAAGUUUCAGUGGCAGAAUUUUUUUCUAGGACUGUUUUAUCAAUUCAUUUUUAUUCCAUUUCAACCCCUGCUAAAUUCGAACUUUCGUCGAAAUCGUCUCUAUUCAUAUGUAUGAAAUACAUAUAUGAAAUACGUAUGUGGAGUUCCCUAGAAUUUCAUGUGAUUCAGUAAACAGAAUAUGGAUUCCAUGAUUGCUAGAUUGAUCCGUAGGGAUUGAUGAAGAGUGAGCUGAUAAUGGAAUUUUUCUUCUAUAAAUAGGAAACUUAAGAUUCAAAUGCUCCGGAAUGGAAAUGAGGGAAUGUCCACAAUACCCGGAUUUAGUCAGAUCCAAUUCGAGGGAUUUUGUAGAUUCAUUAAUCAAGGCUUGGCGGAAGAACUUGAGAAGUUUCCCACAAUUAAAGAUCCAGAUCACGAAAUUGCAUUUCAAUUAUUUGCGAAAGGAUAUCAAUUGCUAGAACCCUCGAUAAAAGAAAGGAAUGCUGUGUAUGAAUCACUCACCUAUUCUUCCGAAUUAUAUGUAUCCGCGAGAUUAAUUUUUGGUUUCGAUGUGCAAAAGGAAACCAUUUCUAUUGGAAACAUUCCUAUAAUGAAUUCCUUAGGAACCUUUAUAAUAAAUGGAAUAUACCGAAUUGUGAUCAAUCAAAUAUUGCUAAGUCCUGGUAUUUACUACCGCUCGGAAUUAGACCAUAAGGGAAUUUCUAUAUAUACCGGGACUAUAAUAUCAGAUUGGGGAGGAAGGUCGGAAUUAGCAAUUGAUAAAAAAGAAAGGAUAUGGGCUCGCGUGAGUAGAAAACAAAAGAUAUCUAUUUUAGUUCUAUCAUCAGCUAUGGGUUCGAAUCUAAGAGAAAUUUUAGAUAAUGUUUCCUACCCCGAAAUUUUCUUGUCUUUCCCGAAUGCUAAGGAGAAGAAGAGGAUUGAGUCAAAAGAAAAAGCUAUUUUGGAGUUUUAUCAACAAUUUGCUUGUGUAGGUGGGGACCUGGUAUUUUCGGAGUCCUUAUGCGAGGAAUUACAAAAGAAAUUUUUUCAACAAAAAUGUGAAUUAGGAAGAGUUGGUCGACGAAAUAUGAAUCGGAGACUGAAUCUUGAUAUCCCUCAGAACAAUACAUUCUUGUUACCACGAGAUGUAUUGGCCGCUACGGAUCAUUUGAUUGGAAUGAAAUUUGGAACGGGUAUACUUGACGAUGACGAUAUGAAUCACUUGAAAAAUAAACGUAUUCGUUCGGUUGCAGAUCUGUUACAAGAUCAAUUCGGACUGGCUCUUGGCCGUUUACAACAUGCGGUUCAAAAAACUAUCCGUAGAGUAUUCAUACGUCAAUCGAAACCGACUCCACAAACUUUGCACCCUUUGAUGAGAGAUAUGAGCAAGAGGCUUCAAGAAAACUUGUGUUUUCGGAAUUAUAUGAAGCCAGUAAACAAACAAAAAAUCCAUGGGUAUUUGAACCCGAGUACCCGGGAAAAAGCAGAAUAUUUGAUGGAAGAACAGGAGAUCCCUUCGAACAGCCUGUUCUAA